AUGACUCCAAGGCCAAACCAGUCCGUUACUCACCAUAUGUCACCGAUAGAUCAAGCUCCCUAUCAGAGUUGUCUUGGGCAAGUGACCAGCAUGGAAAGUUUUGGAUCUCCGUCACAAUCACCGGUCAUGUCUGACACAGAGCGUAAAAAACGUGAUAAACAUUGCCAACAUCUGCAGAUGACUUACAAAGACUCCUAUGCUAUGGACCAACAGCCGCAGCCAAAUAGUCUAUUUGAGAAAAUCAAGGGGCCAUCAGGCCAACUGGAUGAACCAAUUCAGCUUGAUUGA
Messenger RNA from Melampsora larici-populina 98AG31, 288 nucleotides. RefSeq lists its product as uncharacterized. Bases 1 to 288 code for a protein of 95 amino acids. Lineage: Eukaryota; Fungi; Basidiomycota; Pucciniomycetes; Pucciniales; Melampsoraceae. The transcript has 3 exons. The record is from RefSeq and is a predicted model, not a curated record.